This is a messenger RNA of Fusarium verticillioides 7600, 843 nucleotides long. RefSeq lists its product as hypothetical. Lineage: Eukaryota; Fungi; Ascomycota; Sordariomycetes; Hypocreales; Nectriaceae. The transcript has 4 exons. The record is from RefSeq and is a predicted model, not a curated record. The coding region runs from base 136 to 843 and encodes 235 amino acids.
CAUGAGACGACAUCUUCCUCGGCAUUUCCCACGAUAGCUUCAAAAACUCAAAUCUGUCAAAUAACCUUCUCAAACUUCUUCUAGACAGUAUCGUUAGGAUACCCCUAAUUCGAUCGCUUGAAUUGCAAAUUCACCAUGGCUGACUUCACUCAAUACGGACAUGCGACAGCAGAAUGGCUAGCAGUCACGGAUAGCAGGCCGCCUAUUCCAGGCCAUCUGGAACUGAAGGAGAUGCAGCGCCUUACCAACAUGUACCGAGAACAACUGGCCCUCAGCGAGAUGGAGAAGCUUAAAGACUACCCUAUUCUCAUGAAAGAUUACACCGUCACUUCAAGAGAUGGCUUUCCUCUCGAGGUUCGAACCUAUCGACCAGCUUCCGCCGAAGAAGGCGCUCGUCUGCCUGUCUAUAUACAUCUCCACGGAGGCGGCUAUGUCUUUGGUAACAUUCCUUCUGAAGAUGGUAUCUGCACUCGCAUCGUCGAGGAAGUUAGAGGGACUGCUCUGGGAGUAAAUACCUUACCAGCUUCAGCGGUGCCGCUUUUCCAGUCUGUCACCUUGUCGUGCUUCCGGACCUUUUCGCCGUAUAGUUCGGGCAGGUUAUGUAGGCCCUCGGUGAGAGCGAGGGGCACGUCAACUAACGAAGCUCUCUUCUAUGGACAGAAGCUUGUCGAAGCAGGAGUUCCCACGGAUGUCCAUGUUUUUAAUGGUCUGCCUCACGGCUUCCGUCGCUUUGGAGAUCAAUUGGCUGAGAGUAAGCGAUGGGACAAGGUCAUGGAGGAUGGAAUCAAGUGGGCACUCUCGAAGCCCGAGCCGACUGGAAAGUUUGAGAUCAAGCUUGAGUAA